Myzus persicae (green peach aphid) is the source of this 2984-nucleotide messenger RNA. Its product is annotated as shootin-1. The record is from RefSeq and is a predicted model, not a curated record. The coding region runs from base 405 to 2519 and encodes 704 amino acids. The transcript has 12 exons. NCBI's taxonomy places the organism in Eukaryota, Metazoa, Arthropoda, Insecta, Hemiptera, Aphididae.
ACGUUAUCGCGGUAGGUAUGUGCCACAUGCGGUUCUGAACGGUCGUAAACAGCGUAGUACAUCGCAGUCGUCCGGUGAAUGCAGUUCGUGUCACGUUUAUUACAAUACUGUGUAUGUUCGUCGCGUCGAAGUUGUUUGGCGGGUUUUCGAUUGUGGGUGUAAGAGAGACGAUUCGAAGGAGAUUUUCACUAGAACAAUAAAAUUAAAUCGCUGUACGGUCUCCUCGCCGGGUGUGCGUACCGAACGUGGUGGUAGACUCGACCUGCGUCUGGAGAGAUGACUCGAUGACACCGGAUUCUCCGUUGAUUACCGCCGCCGAGCAGUGCACAGGAUUUAUAUAGUUACCCACUCGGACGCUGCCACCAACAGGGGUUUCAAACGACAAGAGCUCAAUUACACUACACAUGAUGAGCGUUCAAAACCUUCGGAACAAGUUCAGCCAGAACAACGGUUCGGUCCCGUACAACCCUCCCGGACUGAGUUACGGGAAACCCGAAUCCACGGUACCGUCGAGUCUGAAAAACCACAACAAUAACAAUAACAACCAUCACCAUCACCACCAAGUGUCGAACUUCCAGAUGCAAAACGGUGGCGGUGGACGGUUCAAGACGAUUCGCGAGGAGCCGGAUGUACCGGAAGACUGCAGCAGCAGCAGUAGCAAGCCGGUGGCCACCAAGAACAACAGUUUUCUGCAGAGUUAUCUAGCGAACGAGAUGACGAGGAACAUCGGUGGUUCACCCGGCAACGGCAAUAAGCAGAUGGCCGCUGCACAGGUGCCGGUGCACAACCGGUUCGUCGCCUCUAAGUCGUCGCCGGUGGUGGAAGUUGUGUCGAAAUUCGCGGUCAAGUCACCCCCGGAAACCACGUCGAAAUUGACGUACGGUGAGGUCAAAUUGCCACAGCAGUCGCCAGCAGUGCCCGUACACCCGCCCAAGCCAAUCGGCGCAAAACCAAUGCUUCCGCCGCCGCUACUAGACAGCACUCCGCCCAGGUUUUCCGUCAAAUCGUCGACUGUCCUGAACAGUAGCACCAGCAGCAGUCCUUCACCGACCACCGAGGACAAAUGGAAGAACAAAUAUGACGAAACGGAGACGAAGAGAAAGACCCUGUUGAUUCAGUCUCAGAAACUGUUGAGAGAAAAGUCGGACAUGGAACGCCAAGUGGCGAAGCUACGCACCAAUCUCGAACUGUCGAAUAAAGACUUAUCGGAAAGGACCUUGCAACUCUCUCAGCUGAGGAACCUUUCUGAAGCGAUGUACAAGGAAUAUGAUCAAUUAAAACAGCAAUAUGAACUCGAGACAACUACGUUGCAAAAGGCGAUGGAAAGAGCUUCGCAGUGGUAUAAACAAAAUCGUGAGCUGAAAAGAAGGAGCUCGGCUUUAAUGCAAAAAGUAAUGUCAGUGGCGCCGUCCACGUUGGACGACUUGGCAGAUGACACGGACGGUAAUGACAACGAUACGGACAAUAACGACACCGAAAUGGAAGAACUGCGGAAAACUGUCAAAGAGCUUACUCAAGAAGUUUCGAGGCUACAAGCAGAGUUAAAUAAAAUUAAUCUACAAGAGUUUGAAGCCCAGGAGCAGACAGUAGACUUGACUUCUGAACUAGAGGAAGAGCGUAGGGGGCGAAAACGGGCUGAACAAGAACUUAAAGAAUUAAAAAUGAAACACGACAGUUUGGAAACAGUUAGCCGUAAAGUAGUCGAAGAGACGACUGUAUUACAUCAACAAUAUAAGAGAGAAAAAGAAGAAGGCGUAAAGAUACGAAGUGAUGCGAACAAAGUAAAAUCCGAGAGAGACGUUUUAGCCAGGCAAAGUCAACUGUUGAUGAUGGAUGCUGCAUCGGAUGAAAAAAUAAUGAAACUGUUGUUUGAGGUCGAACAAUUGCAAAGAACAUUAAGCCAAGAGAGACAGGAGCAUAUGGAACAGCUGAAAGAUUUACACGAAAAGUUAGAGUCUCAAAGCGAAUCCGAACAAAUCGAAUUGUACGAAGAGAAGUUAAAGUUAAUCGAAGCAGAAUUACUAUGUUCUCAGCAAAGAGCUGACAUUGCUGAAUCUCAGGUUGAAGAACUCGGAAAACAACUCCGAGAAACCAAAACCGUAGUCGCGCCGCCCCAGUGCGGACCCCCACCGCCACCACCCCCGCCAGCACCACCAGCACCACCGCCACCCCCGCCACCCAUGUCGUUGGCGGGGACGAGCGGCGGCAUCAAGCUGAAAACGGUUAGCUCGUUGAACCAUAACUCCAACGCAAUUGAAGAUUUAGGGAAUUACUUGGGACUCCCAAUGGCUACUCCCAAAGGCCCUCAAGUACAGAACGGUGCCAUUGACGCGAUAAUCAACCAGAUCAAAGGAGGUCGUUUCAGUCUGAAAGCCACGGACAAAGAGAAACAGACUCCGGUCAAAAAACAAGAACCUCAGCCCGUCGUCAACGAGAUGAUGAACGUCCUGGGCACGUUGCGUCGGAAUCCCAAACGAAGAGCCAGUUUCAAAACUGCGCCUGCCGACGUGGCGCUAUAGUACCUAAUAAUAAUAAAAGUAUAUUUACACUUAGAUAACUACUGUCCGCGUGUCUCGCUCGAAACAAUUAUUAUUAUUACGAUAAAUAUAUUAUAUAUUUUUUUUUUUUUGUUCCUCAAAUGUGUGGUGUUCGUGUGCGCGAAUAGCAUACUUGUCGUAAACAUUUUCACUACUCAUUAAAAGAAAAAUCUUUCAUUUUACUGUACAUAAUAUAAUAUAUUUAAAAAAAUGAUAUGUCGCGACUCUUUAGCUUAAAAUAUGAUAUAAUAUAAUGUAAUGUAAUGGUCGUGAACGACGGGACAUCUGUGAUUUUUAUAUUUCUAUCGAAUUUCUCAGUAGAUAUUUAAUAUUGUGCAUAGUCUAAGGAAAUUAUUUUUAAGAAUUUAUUAUUACUAUUUAUUAAGAACUGUGAUCGUUUUCGUCUAACUGUGAGUGUAAAAGUUAUAACGAUGUAUAGGUAAGAAG